ACCAAACUGACCUGAGCCGAAAUACACACGUCGAUUAUUCGGAUCUACAUCCACGAGUAUCUCUCGAUAUUGUUGAGAUCGCACGCUAUCAGCGGAGGAUCUCUUUUUCUUUCCAAAAUUGCCGUCCCACCGAAACCUUUCUUUUUCUUUCAAUUUCUUUUACUCAACUCUUUACUAAAAUUCAGAUCUAUUCAUCUCUCACACACGCAUACACACAAUCAGAUCCAUACGGUUCUCUCAUUAUCAGAUUAAUUUGUUUACUGUCAAAUAUGUGGCGAAUUAAGGAGAAGUUCAUGCCUAAGGAGAAGUCUGGGCUUGAAGGUCGUAUGAUUGACAUUGGAAAUCUGAAAAUUCAUGUUCGCAAUGUCAUAGCUGAGGGUGGAUUCUCUUGUGUUUAUUUGGCUCAGGAUGCUUUAAAUGCUUCAAAGCAGUAUGCACUCAAGCACAUGGUAUGUAAUGAUGAAGAAUCUCUUGAGCUGGUGAAAAAAGAAAUAUCUGUGAUGAAAUCACUUCAGGGGCACCCCAAUGUUGUUAUGCUUUAUGCACAUACCAUCUUAGAUAUGGGGCGGACAAAAGAAGCACUUCUUGUUAUGGAGUUUUGUGAUAAGUCUAUGGUUGAUGUGUUAGGGAGCAGAGGUUCUGGGUUCUUUGAGGAGAAACAGAUAUUUCAAAUAUUCAGGGAUAUUUGUAAUGCAGUUUUUGCCAUGCAUUGUCAGUCACCACCCGUUGCUCACCGUGACUUGAAGGCAGAGAACCUCUUACUUGGAUCUGAUGGAUUAUGGAAGCUAUGUGAUUUUGGUAGUAUCUCUACAAAUCACAAGCGAUUUGAGAGGCCAGAAGAAAUGGGCAUCGAAGAAGACAAUAUAAGGAAGCACACAACACCUGCCUACAGAUCCCCUGAGAUGUGGGACUUGCUGUUGAGAGAAGUUAUUAGUGAGAAAGUUGAUAUUUGGGCCCUUGGGUGUCUCCUUUUUCGCAUAUGCUAUUUCAAGUCUGCAUUUGAUGGUGAAUCCAAGCUACAAGUUUUGAAUGGAAAUUAUCGCAUUCCUGAAAUGCCGAAGUACAGCUCGUCAAUGACAGAUCUCAUUAAGGACAUGCUGCAGUCCUCACCAGAGGCCAGACCAGACAUCACGCAGGUGUGGUUUCGAGUUAAUGGUCUGUUACCAGACGGGCUACAGAAGUCAUUACCGGACAGGCCACCUGAAAUGCUUCAAGGUGAUGUGCAUGAAGGUCUUCCAAAGUCUGCAAAUAAAUCUAGUCCAGUGCCUCGUAGAAGUCCCCCUCCCCCUCCAACAGCUGCAGAACCAGCUCGGAAUGUGCCUCAACCAGGAGGAACUGGUGGGCCCAUGGGUGCUUUCUGGACCUCUCAGUAUGCUAAGGACUCUACUGUUGUUGACGAGCUUAGCAAAAUCAAAUUUGAUGAAGAGCCAGCUGGUUCUGACAGGAGUCGUUUAGAGAGGUUUUCCUUGCACAGAACUAGCCCCCCUAAAGAUGAAACUUUUCAUUCCCGCCCUUCGCAAAAGAACAUUCAAGGAAAGUCAGGCCCUUCUAAGGACUUCGAAAUGAACUUUUUCCAGGAUGGUCCAAAUGCUAAAUCCAGUGAUGGUUUUAAUGCUUUUGCAACUGAAUUUGGCAUUAACAAAGUCAGUCCUGGAAGGAAUAGUGUUGGCAUUGGGAAGGAAGAGCAGUUAGAGGCUGAGGUAGAAAAAUUGAGGGAACAGUUGAAACAGGUUAAUAUGGAGAAAAGUGAAUUAAGUUCCAAGUAUGAAAAGCUAUCUGCUAUUUGCAAAUCACAGAGACAAGAGCUACAUGACCUGAAGCGAAGUCUUGCUUCUCGAACUCCGUCACCAAAUCACAGCGUCUCUAAAAGCCAGCCAUCCCCUGUAGUUCAAAACCAGUCUCCGUUGCAGCAGAAAGAAGGAACCAUUCGGGAGCUACAAAAGGGAUUGUUUGACAGCUCCCCAAGCGCCGAUCAAAACUCAUGGCAAGCAUUUUCUGAGGAUCCCGCUGCUCCAACUUUGACAGCAAACAACUCUAAGUCUGUUAGAACCAGAAAUGGCCAUCAGAACAAGCAGCCAGCUGAAGUAGCUCCUAGUUGGGGUUUCGGAGCAGAAAGCUUUACUGCAGUUCCUACUGUCAGCUCUCAGGUGAACACACCCAUCACCAGUUUGAAUAGUUCUCAGCGUUUCGGGGAGUCAAAAAACAAAGAAAGCAAGCCAGCAUCACAACCUGCUGGAUGGGCUGGCUUCUAGAUGUUAUAGAAAUUCCAUGUUACAUUUACCCCUGAAAUCAUAUGUUCGUAUGAAAUUUUUGGGAAAUUUGGGAAUAGGAAGAGGAGCUUAAGAGACGACGUUGGGGGUUAUUUUUCUGAAGUUGCUAUUGUGUGUUCUUGUAUAUCUUUUCACAGAUUUGAACUUGUUACUCCAUAUUAUUAAAUGACUACCUACUUUUAUUGUGAUA
Erigeron canadensis is the source of this 2460-nucleotide messenger RNA. RefSeq names its product AP2-associated protein kinase 1. The coding region runs from base 270 to 2252 and encodes 660 amino acids. The record is from RefSeq and is a predicted model, not a curated record. Gene Ontology annotation, biological process: protein phosphorylation. The transcript is spliced from 9 exons. Gene Ontology annotation, cellular component: cytoplasm. Gene Ontology annotation, molecular function: protein serine/threonine kinase activity; ATP binding. Lineage: Eukaryota; Viridiplantae; Streptophyta; Magnoliopsida; Asterales; Asteraceae.